AUGAAGCUCCUCUACCCCACGUCCCUCAAGCUCGACGUCGACAGCCUCCAGGGCUUCUCCGUCGACCUCGUCCCCUAUGACGUAAACACCAAGAUCCCCGAGGAGCACACAGACGCAGAGAUCCUCGUCACUUGGACAAACUCGGCCGACAACCUCAAAGACGCCGCCGCCCGCCUCAAGAACAUCAAGUGGAUCCAGUCCCUCGCCGCCGGCCCCAACGACGUCCUCAACGCCGGCUUCGACACCUCCAAAGUCACAGUCACCACCGGCUCCGGCCUCCACGACCACACCGUCGCCGAGCACGCCCUGGGCCUGCUCCUCAACGCCGCCCGCCGCUUCUACGAGAUGCGCGACUACCAGCUCCAGUCCAAGUGGCCCGGCCACCUAGGCGGUCCCCAGCCAGACCGCCCCGCCGGCGCCUUCACGACGCUCCGCGACGCCCGCGUCCUGAUCUGGGGCUUUGGCAACAUUGCAAAGUCCCUCACCCCGCACCUCCGCGGCCUCGGCGCGCAGGUCAAGGGCGUCGCUCGCAACGCGGGUAUCCGUGACGGCGUCGAGGUGUACGGCGAGGACAAGCUCGCCGAGCUGCUACCCGAGACGGACGCGCUCGUCAUGAUUCUGCCCGGCUCCGACUCAACCAAGAACGCGCUCAACGCCGCGCGCCUCAAGCAGCUGCCCAAGCACGCCUGGGUCAUCAACGUCGGCCGCGGUACGUCUAUUGACGAAGACGCUCUGGUGGACGCGCUGGAGGCGGGCGAGGUUGGUGGUGCGGCGUUGGACGUGUUCGUGACGGAGCCGCUGCCCGAGUCGAGCCGUCUGUGGAAGGCGCCGAAUGUUGUCGUCUCGCCGCACGCUGCUGGCGGUCGGCCGCAGGGCGCCGAGGCGUUGAUCGCGUACAACUUGAGGCGGUUCCGUGCUAGUCAGGCAUUGAAGAACGUCAUCUGA
Molecule: messenger RNA, 945 nt
Organism: Colletotrichum orchidophilum
Lineage: Eukaryota; Fungi; Ascomycota; Sordariomycetes; Glomerellales; Glomerellaceae
Product: D-isomer specific 2-hydroxyacid dehydrogenase
Exons: 1
Coding region: 1-945 (314 amino acids)
Molecular function (GO): NAD binding
Source: RefSeq, a predicted model, not a curated record